AUAAUAAUAUUGACCUAGGCACCGAAUGUAACACUGUAGUGAGUCUGCACCGGUAUACUUGAGUCUUCCUAGACGGUGUCUUUGACUAAUAGUAAUAGCAAAUAGUUUCCGGAGGAGAACCGUUGACAAGUGACAUCAACAUCAACUGGCAUAAUUGUUUACAGGUUACUGGUAUUAAAAUGACCGAGGAUUAAAGAUCGUUUAAUGGCUUCGAUAUUGUCCCGACGGCAGCUGAUAGCUGGCUUAGUAGCGGUAGUGACAUUUACAGUUCUCAUUCUGUCCACCAACACGAACCUAAAUCUUCAAGGAACAGCGCCACUGCAGAAUGCACGUAGAUUACACCCAUCGAAUAUACACAAAGUAGCCGCAAUACCCACGGAACCGAUCGAUUUUAGCUCCAGUUCUUAUGAGGCAGAUUUCUUACAACAACCAGACGACGCCUUCUCCAUGCCUCCUGCGUUCGCAGCUAAUAAUGUUAAUGCAACUUGGGGUAAACAAGGUAUAUUUUUGGGGGAAAAACUGACAUCAACUGAUGUAAAAGAGAAAGGCUCAUCUCCUGUUCAAUAUUAUGAUCAUAACAAAUAUCGACCUUAUUCUCCAGGAAAGGCGCAAAUCCUUCACUACAUUGACCGUCAGUUUCCCACUAAACUUAAAAAGGAAGUUACUACACAGAUUGCACAGUUUAAUCAACAUAAUAACGUUAAAUUUUUGUCACUACCAAAUGGAAGAAUGUGGUACGUUUUUACCAACAUAAUGAAGAGUCUAGGUUACGAGCAGAGACUACCCCUGGUGAUCUUGAUUGGCGUAAAGAAAAGUGGCACAACAGCUCUGGGAUAUUUUUUAGGCAAGCAUCCACAAAUUUCACAUUCAUUUGGUAACGAGAUACAUUUCUUUGAUAAACCGGAUAAAAUGAAGAAGGGGAUCGAUUAUUACCGUUCCAAAAUGGGAUUUUCAAAUGUAGACCAACUACCUUUUGAAAAGACACCUAAAUAUUUUAUUACCAAAGACGCUCCAAAGGCGAUUUUGAAAAAUCUUCCGAAAGAUAUAAAAUUCAUAUUGUGCGUACGAGAUCCUGUGGAGCGCGCAAUAUCCGAAUAUCAUCACGAUACUGAAUAUGUAUUAAGAAGAAAACAGAAGUCAGAGUUAUUAAAAGCAAAACAGAGAUCACCUGAAGAACAAGGAAAACUAUUUACUGAGAAGUUUAUCAGCCCACAAGGUUAUGUAUACCAGAAUCGGACAACAACGGACACAAGUAUUUAUUCCAAACAUUUAAAAAACUGGCUCAAGAAAUUCCCUCUUGACCGUUUCUUGAUAGUUGAUUUAGGAAGUCUUCAAAGAAAUGCAUAUGUCGAGUUGAAACGCAUUCAGGACUUUCUUGGGCUUGUUCCAUUCUUUACCCCUAGUAUGAUUUACCGCUCGGAAAAACGUGGAACCUGCUUGAAGAUAAACCGUUCGUUAAAUUGCCCUGGAAGAAGCACACCAGGUUUUACACAGAAAGCAAAGCUUGGCAAAAAGGAAUUAACAAUUAUGUACGAUUUUUAUCGACCUUACAAUCAAGAAUUUGCUAGAUUAACAGGAAAACAGUUCAAUUGGAUGCAACUUUAAGAUGGGCAGUAAUAGGCCUAUUUUCAAAAAACUGAAUAUAUUUUGUACUACACUUUAAACAUUAUUAUUUUAAUUGAGCGGAUUAUGUUCAUCUCUCACGUUGAAGUUGAAAAUGAAGUUCACGCCGCCACGCUCACCUCAGACCCACCAUGGUUGGUGUAAAUAAGUGGUAAAUAAUCGAGCUCUCCCUUCACCCACUCCUGGAUCGCCAUUGAACUCAUGGGUCCACUCCUUCUGUUUUCCUCUUUUCUCUCAUUAACUGAAAUUUUUCUCCUUCUUUUUUAUUUUUCGGCUUGACUGACUGGGGGGGGGAGGGGGUGUGCACGGGCACUCAUGCGCCCCCCCCCCCGCUGGAUCCACCACCGAAAAUAAUGCAUAUUUCUAAAAAUGGUCAUUCUUCAUAAAAAAAUAUUUUCAGGUACUCUAAUUUAUUAUUGGGCUUAAUUCACAGAGUGAAGAAAGGUGGGGAUCAGACCACCUAAAAAUGAAAAUGGAUAGACCUAUAUCUAAGGUCAUGUGUAAUAAAUGUGUAAUAUUUUACAGUAUAUCAUCAUAACGUGAUUAAUAAUUAGGAAUACUCCACAUGGAGAGCAGAGGAGUUUGUACGUUGUGUAUAAUUGAAUCUAUAUCGAUUGACUAAGGAAAAAAGUGCCUUGAGCUGUUUUUCGAAAAUGUAUGCGCUAUGUGUGUUAUAUAAAUCAAAUUCUGUAAAAAAUGAAAAAAUAAAAUUUUUAAGAGAUAGUGAACCAUGAACAUGGCUGGUAGGAGAUUGAUGUACAUGAAAUAUACGUAACCCGUCUUGGAUAUUUGAAUAAAAUGCUUCCAUUCGA
This is a messenger RNA of Anneissia japonica, 2435 nucleotides long. RefSeq names its product heparan sulfate glucosamine 3-O-sulfotransferase 5-like. The record is from RefSeq and is a predicted model, not a curated record. The coding region runs from base 205 to 1605 and encodes 466 amino acids. Gene Ontology annotation, molecular function: [heparan sulfate]-glucosamine 3-sulfotransferase activity. The transcript has 2 exons. NCBI's taxonomy places the organism in Eukaryota, Metazoa, Echinodermata, Crinoidea, Comatulida, Comatulidae.